Molecule: messenger RNA, 2191 nt
Organism: Helianthus annuus (common sunflower)
Lineage: Eukaryota; Viridiplantae; Streptophyta; Magnoliopsida; Asterales; Asteraceae
Product: zinc finger CCCH domain-containing protein 22
Exons: 8
Coding region: 463-1950 (495 amino acids)
Molecular function (GO): RNA binding
Source: RefSeq, a predicted model, not a curated record
AUAUCACCAAACCAAAAUUGGAGAGAUGCUAGAGAGAAUAUCUCUCUCUCUCUCUCUCUAUAUCUCUCUCUCACUCACUGAAAAUAACUUAACAAAGGUACUGUUUAGGUGCUUUAUAUUAGUCUGAAAAUCAACUCCUUGACAGCAGCAGGAGCAGCAACUUCAAAGCAAGUGAUUGUUCCACUUCUGCAACUUAUCACAAGGGUGGUUGAUUGUCUUCACUUGAACCUUCAUCAUCACAUUCAUUAACUUUUUCUUUAUAUUUACCUUUAAAUUUCUUCCUCCUCCUCACCCUCAUCAUCUUCUUCAUCUCAACAAAAGGAGAAAAGCUUAGAGCUUUUUUCAGUAGGAGCAGCAGCAGUAACAACCAAUUAAUUCAACACCAACCACUCGUACCUACGAAUCCUUAACUUCAAACUCACAAAUCUUGGGUUGAUUUUCAAGUAACAAAAAAACACAAAAAUGGAUUCAUAUGAAGCAACAAGAAUUGUGUUCACAAAGCUCCAAACUUUAGACCCUCAAAACGCAUCCAAAAUCAUGGGUCUUCUUCUCAUUCAAGAUCACGGUGAAAAUGAAAUGAUUCGGUUAGCUUUUGGCCCAGAAUCACUUCUUCAUUCCGUUAUUAUUAAAGCUCGCAUACAACUUAACAUUUCAUCUCCUCCAUCACCGUUAAGUUCACAGAAUCUUUCACGGCAAAAUUCUGGUAAUUCGUUAACUGCUUCACGGCAUGUUAAUAGUAAAAUUACUAAUCUACCCUCACCGUUAAAUCCUUUAGCUCCGUCUUAUGAUCUGGUCGAUGAGUUUCGGUUGUUAAUGCGAGCUGCGGGUGUUUCUUCUCCUAACAGCCCAAAACCCAUGAAUUAUCUUCUUCAACAAUCCGGUAGCCCAAGGAUGGCCACUGCUGCAACGGCAUUGAUGAUGGGAGAAGAGAUGAACAACUUCGGUCGGUUAAGGAACGAUUUCUUGAUGGGUAUGGUAAACCCGGGUUCGAGGCAAAUUUACCUAACUUUUCCAGCGGAUAGCUCGUUUACGGAAGAAGAUGUGUCGAAUUACUUCAGCAUGUACGGUCCGGUUCAAGAUGUUCGGAUCCCAUACCAGCAGAAACGAAUGUUCGGGUUUGUGAGUUUCGUGUUUGCAGAAACUGUUAAGCUCAUACUCGCGAAAGGGAAUCCGCAUUUUGUAUGUGAGGCGCGGGUGCUUGUGAAACCGUACAAAGAGAAGGGGAAAGUCCCUGAUAAGUUUAGGAAGCAGCCGCAACAGCAAAUGGAUAGUCCCAUCGGAUUUGAUUCACACGAUCCUUUCGAUCUACAACAUGGUGGAAGGAUGUUGAUCAACAGCCAGGAUUUACUGUGGCGGAAAAAGUUGGACGAGCAGGCGGAUUUGCAGCACGCGAUCGAGCUUCAGAACCGUCGGAUCAUGGAUCUGCAGCUUCUCGACGUGAAAAGAAACCACCACCACCAGCGUGCCCUUUCCACCGGUGCAGCCAUUCCGUCUCCCACCUGUUACUCUCCAAGUUACCUCAACCACUCGUCGGUUUUUGGUUCUGAUAGCAGCAACAUUUCAAGUCCUGAUUCCAAUGAUGGUUUGAUUCCAAAACUAGUGCCUCCAAUAACCACCGAUGGUGUCAAACCACCAUUAAAGGCGAGUUUAAACCGUGAGGAAGAGAAUGAAGCAUCGGAUCUUAAAGAUAGUCAUGAAGAUGGUAUUAAUUUACCCGAAAGCUUGGAGCACAAUCUCCCCGACAACCUUUUUGCAUCGCCGAAGAAAGCUGAAGAUCAUCAAACUGUCUUUUCAAAUGACAAAAAUACCCUUGUUUCUUCGGUCGCUAGCAAUAGUAACUUAAUCACCUCCCCAUUGACCUCGACUUUGGAUUUGGAUUUGGCUUCAGUAAAAUCAUGUUACUUUGAGUUUCCUAGGUUUUCAUCGGAUCACAGUGCGAUCAGAAUGUAGUUGUUACUUCAUAAUUUAGAAGCUUAUUUAGGCAAGAUGAAUGGAGUUUGACAGUGUAAGUUACAAGGAAAAAAUGAAUGAAUAUAUGUAACAAAGAAAGGAUACCCAGAUGAGAUGUUUAGUAAAAUCAUCACUACUUACUACAAUACAAAAAAAAAGUUCAAAAGUCAAAAGUCAAAAUGUUUACCCCUGAAUCUAGUGUGUAAUGUGUUUAGAAAUGAAAUGAGCAUUAUUUGAUAAA